Fimicolochytrium jonesii is the source of this 858-nucleotide messenger RNA. RefSeq names its product kinase-like domain-containing protein. Gene Ontology annotation, biological process: regulation of MAPK cascade; protein phosphorylation; MAPK cascade. Gene Ontology annotation, molecular function: protein serine/threonine kinase activity; ATP binding. The record is from RefSeq and is a predicted model, not a curated record. The transcript is spliced from 6 exons. The annotation marks the transcript as partial. Lineage: Eukaryota; Fungi; Chytridiomycota; Chytridiomycetes; Spizellomycetales; Powellomycetaceae. Gene Ontology annotation, cellular component: cytoplasm.
AUGUCGAUUCAGGCUUACGGGAAAAAGUUCCCGAUCCUAUUGCGUACGCCGUCCCCAAGAGGGCAGGUCGAACUGCUGGAGACGAUAGGGAAAGGAAACUACGGAUAUGUGUACAAAGGGAGACUGACGGCCACGAAAGAGAUCUCCGCCGUCAAAGUUGUGUUUCUGAAGGAAGAUGAAUUACGCGAAACGCUGCUGGAAAUGGAGAUUCUGAGGGGAUGUGACCAUCCGAACAUAACUCGGUAUAUGGGUUGCUUUUUGAAGGGCUUGGACCUUUGGAUUUGCAUGGAGUUCUGUGGUGGUGGCGCCUUGGAUUCGAUAUAUAGAGCCAUUCGAAAACCGCUGACUGAGGAUCAGAUUGGAUCGAUCCUAUACGAGUCCGUAAUGGGUCUUGACUAUUUACAUACGAAGGUCGCUCUAAUUCACCGUGACAUCAAAGCCGGAAACGUGUUGUUGACCGAGCAGGGAGAAUGCAAGCUUGCUGACUUCGGAGUGUCUGCCAAACUGAGCAAUGUCGGUGGACGGGCUCGCACGUUCAUUGGAACGCCGUACUGGAUGGCUCCCGAGGUCAUCAUGACAGAUCCAGAAAGCGCAACCCAUUCCUCCGCCUCUUAUGAUGCAAAAGCAGAUAUCUGGUCAAUCGGCAUCACCGCCAUCGAAAUUGCGGAAAAAAAUCCGCCAUUAUCCGAUAUUCACCCAAUGCGAGCUCUCUACUUGAUUCCAAACUCAGAUCUAGGCCUUGCAAAGCCGAAGAACUGGUCAAAAACAUUCCAGGAUUUCAUUGCAGUGUGUUUGAUCAAAGACCCGAUCAAGAGACCAUCGGCUGCUCAGCUACUGCAGCACCCGUUCAUGGUCAAA